This is a messenger RNA of Cyprinus carpio (common carp), 2496 nucleotides long. RefSeq names its product mitochondria localized glutamic acid rich protein b (gene mgarpb). Gene Ontology annotation, biological process: anterograde axonal transport. Lineage: Eukaryota; Metazoa; Chordata; Actinopteri; Cypriniformes; Cyprinidae. The record is from RefSeq and is a predicted model, not a curated record. The coding region runs from base 118 to 1305 and encodes 395 amino acids. The transcript is spliced from 7 exons. Gene Ontology annotation, cellular component: mitochondrion.
GGGGGGUGGCAGGGAGUUUAAAAGGAUCAGUCUGUGAGAUAGACACGCUUGUGGCAACUAAAUUUGUCAGUUGGAGUUUUCAGUAACUUCCAUUCUGGAUCCACAGCACCGAUAAUAAUGAUGUUCUGCAGAGCGGCUUGGCAAAGACUUGCGCCUCUGGCACGCAAAACGCUCACUCCUUUCAGCAAUGCUGUAUUUCCUACACGACAGAUGUCUUUUGGUCUACCGGCGUCUGGCACAAACAUAGCUUACGUGGUACUUGGUGGAAGCUCACUUACUGCUGCUCUUGUUUAUGCUUAUAAGACAAUAAACUCUGACAGUGCAAGAUAUAAUGAAAGAAUUGCUCAAUUCGAGGCCAGACCUAAAAGUGAGGAGGGAGCAGUUGCUGAGGUAGCCUCGGUAGCAGAAGCAGAAACCACAGCAGCUGAGGUGAUUAAUGCAGAGGCUGAACAGACCCCAGAACCUGUGGAGGCAGCAACUGCGAUAGUAGAAGCAGUAGCAGCUGAUGCUGAGGAACCUACUGCACCUGUUGCUGAGGAUGUCACUGCUGAGGCUGCUGCUCCCAUUGCUGAAACAACCGUUAUCCCAAUGUCUGACCUACUGAGCACUGUGAAAAUCCUGGCUGGAUCUACAGCAGAGAUUGCAGCUGCUUCGGUCGGUGAUCAGCACCUGGUGGCCACAGUGAGAUUGGCUGAGGAAAAUAAUUCUAUGGAGACCCUCAAUGGGCUGGAGGUUGCUGAUGUUAAAGCAGAGGUCCCAGCAGAAGUGCCUGAGCGAGCUGUGGUUGAGGAAGCUAUGAGAGGUAGACUGAAUCUGAAAACAGAAGUAAAAGAACUGGAGGAACUGCCAUCAUCACUUCAUGCAGUAGAAGAAAAUAUUGUUGUGGAAGAUGACCAUGUCAAGUCUGAGGCAGACAGCCCUACUGUGCCUGAAAGCCUUGCUUCAUCAGAGGAGUCCCUUGUUACAGAGAUGGAGAACAUUUUGGAAUUAGAAGACUCAACAAGCCCUGUGGUGAUGCUCUCAGAAGAUGACACCGUCUCUGGAGCUGUAGAGCUGACAUCAGAAACAGUUGAGGAAGUAGGUCAGAAAAUGGAAGAAUCAACUGCCACAGAAACAGCACAUGCAGAUCUCACAGCACCACCAGGAGACCUAGAGGACUCAUUACAGGCUACAGGUGCAACAGAGGCUGCAGAAGUUCUUCUCAUGGAAAUGGUGCAGGAUGCUGUGGAGAAAGCUAAACCUGUUGAGGCAUCAGAUGAAGCUGUUGAAAGUGGAAAUGUUGCAAUGACCAUGACACAAGCCUGAAGUGAUUGUACCACACCUGAGACACUGGAAACUAGACAAUCUGUGAUGUAAUGAUUACUGAGGAUAACAUAUGGUAGUGCUGUUACAGUCAUAAAUAAGACAUCUAAAUGACUUUUUAUUUCCAACUGAAUCGCAAAUUUGGUAAAUGACUAUGGUCUCCUUAAUUUUGUUAUUUCAUCUGAAAAUGAGAUUUAGUCAGUUAAAACAGAUUUGAGUUUAAUUGAUCUAAUUUUGUGUCUCUGGAAAACAGUGAUCUGUGACACUGUAUUAUGCUGAAUAUCAAAGGUUUUGUGGGCACAUUCAUGUUGUUAGAUUGCUUUUUAUUUUAACGUGAAAAGAUCAAAUUAGAAUUAAGGCAGAAGGUCCCAACUGGCAUGUUGUUGCUAGUGCUUAUUGUAAUUCAUUAGGUUAUUAUUCAGUUAUUCCGUUAUACACAAAAUAUUGUAAACAUGCAUUGCAGUAAGAUAUUUUGCUUUUAAAUGUGUAAUCAAAAUGGAAGGAAAUUGUAUAUGAAAUGUGAAUUAAUCACAUCGAUCUUAAAUGUAUUUAUAUUUAUUUAUUUUUAAUGUAUAGGUGUACAUUUUAGAAAUCUUUAUAUAUAUAUAUAUAAGUGAACUGAUUUUAAUUUAACUUGAAUUAAAUUUAAAUUCAUAGUGUUGCUAUUAUGAUGUACAUUAAAUUAAUAUAUGGUCAAUUAGAUAUGUAAGUUGUAGCAUAAAUUUACCUUUCAUAACCUUUCAUAAUUAUCUCACUGGGAUUUUAUCUGUAAUUGAUAAAUUAUUUAGUUGAUCUGUCAAAGCACAAUUUUAAAUAGUAUUUUAUAAUUACACACACACACAGAGAGAAAGAGAUUGUUAUGCUUGAGUUAAUUUAUUAUGUGAUUGUGCGUUCUGAAUGAGAACAUGAUUAAACUAUUGAGUAUUGCAGAGAACAUAGAACAAAACUGAAAUGUGUGUUUAAAAAAAAGUUAAUUAUUUUAAAUGCAUCUUUGUUUCAAGAACUGCAUGAACUGUUUUGGAAAUUAGACCAACUGAAUUUGUUUUUUAUAGUGUUAACACUAUAAAAACACUGUGUUAUAGUGUCUGAAAUGAAUCUCUACUAUGUGCUCUCACUACUUCUUGGCAACGCAUAAUACUUGUGAAGUCAUUAUUUACAGAAAGAGUGUAUUUACAUUAAACUCAUUCAAUAUCU